Molecule: messenger RNA, 1368 nt
Organism: Phycomyces blakesleeanus NRRL 1555(-)
Lineage: Eukaryota; Fungi; Mucoromycota; Mucoromycetes; Mucorales; Phycomycetaceae
Exons: 3
Coding region: 1-1368 (455 amino acids)
Molecular function (GO): catalytic activity
Source: RefSeq, a predicted model, not a curated record
AUGCCAAUGGCCUGCAACCCAGAGCCAUUCAAGAUACCCUUCAACACUAUCAAUCCUUACAUAUGCUCUUCAUUACAGAAACAUAACUCCUUUCCCCCUCACGUCUUCCCACAUCAUGCUGGCACCUAUAGGGGCUCUAUGGGUGUUUCUGUUCUCAUCUCAUCUCACUGUCCUUAUGCUGUCACUCAAAUACCUAUGCCCUCAAAAUAUGCUCUGGCUGUCAAAAUUGGCUCACUCAGAAUUGUAUGCUUAUAUCUUCCACCAAAUAUGCCCACUCAUGAUGUCCUACAUAUACUCUCUUCCAUACCUUUAACACAUGAUACCAUUCUUUGUGGUGACUUCAAUGCAAGACUUGGCUCUGUUACUGGUGACUAUGCAUCAAAUUCUCAUGGACUGGCACUAUGUUCUUGGAUAGAAGAGAGAUCUCUAUCAGUUGUAAAUGCAGAUCUUGCACUGUGCAUACCAACAUAUAUUUCUUUCCGCAACAACUAUGAAAUCAGCAGUAUUAUUGACCUCUUUAUAACUAAUAUGCCACUCAUCAAUCCUUCUCUUCAUAUUGCUACUGACUUGUCCCUUGGAUCAGAUCAUCGCCUUUUAUCACUUUCCUUUACCUAUGACCUACAGCACUCUACCAAUAUGCCACCACCAUUACGCAUGACAUGGAACCUCUCACGCCUCAAUGAACCUGAUGUCCAUGCUCUUUAUGCUCAUAUCUUCACUCAAAACUCAACCUCCCUCCUUUCCACCUUGCAAGAAAUUGUAUUGAAUCCGCCACUCACCAAACCUGACAUAGAUGCUAUAACUGAUGAGUUCAAUUCACUCAUUUACAACUCACUAAAUAGCUCAAUUGGACAUCGACCCUCUCGCCCCAACCAUUGGAAAUCCUUCUGGAAUGUGGCAUUACAAACAGCAGCAGAUCAUCGUAACAAAUGUUAUAAAAAAUGGCGCCUAGCAAUAGUUCAGCAAGCCAAACGCCAGUCUUGGCAUGUGUUUUGUCAGUCUAUAGAACGUGAUUUCAGCAAAGCAACGUCAAAAAUAAAACAGUUAAAACGCCGUAGACAGCCACAACAUACCUUCCAGCAUGACGAUGGACCAGCCGUAGCAGCAGCAACAAUGUGUGACCAUUUAGCAACAGUAUAUAGUGGACAUAUACUUCCAGCAACCCGACCACCAGCACCAACAACGACUUAUAACAGUGUGCCUUUUGCCUCUGAUGACUCUCCAUUUAACUCAUCAAUUGUGGAGGAAUUCAUGCAAUUUAUGCCUAACCGCAAGGCACCAGGGCCUGAUCAUAUCAGAGCUGAAAUGCUAAAGCCCAUUUGGUCUCACAUCUCAUCUCUCCUUGCCUCUCUUUUCACCAUCUGCUGA